CUCACUAAGCCUAAUCCCAACCCAUAAUCUGUCUAAAGCCUUUUACCAAAAAAAAAACUGUAAAGCCAAGAUGUGUGCACUUGUCCCUCCAUUGUUUCCCAAUUUCGGCUGGCCUUGCGGAGACCAAGGCUUCUAUGUAAACGACGACGUAGCCAACACGUUUCUUGAUUUUCCGUUGCCGGACUUGGAGGUGGCUCAUCAGAAUGUGUCGUCGGAGAGACAUAGAACUUUAGGGUUACAGAAUCCUGUCCUGAUGAAGAAGCUUAAUCACAACGCGAGCGAGCGUGGUCGCCGUAAGAAGAUCAACGAAAUGUUCUCAGCUCUCCGUUCUUGUCUCCCAUCUACCAAUCAAUCGAAGAAGUUAAGUGUUUCUGCAACAGUUUCUCAGGCCCUAGAGUACAUACCAGAGCUGCAAGAGCAAGUCAACAUGCUCAUAAAGAAGAAAGACGAGCUCUCGUUUCGAAUCUCGGGUCAAAAAGAUCUCCUUAACACUAACCAAAAUGAUAAGCCAGAGAAAGGUUAUGCAUCAACGGUUUCUGCAACUAACCUAGGUGAGACAGGUUUAAUGGUCCAGAUUUCAUCGUUACAGACUGUAAAGUGUUCGUUCGGGAACGUAUUGAGUGGACUAGAAGAAGAUGGGUUGGUUCUCGUGGAUGCUUCAUCUUCAAGGUCUCAAGGAGAGAGACUCUUUUACACUUUGCAUCUUCAGAUGGAUAAUUGCAAUCUGAAUUUUGAAGAGUUACGUAGUAGGUUGUUGUACUUGUACGAGAAAUGUUGAAACUCAUUUACAUGAUUCAAGAAAAUAUUGUAUGUGAUUUGGUUUUGUUUUC
Messenger RNA from Brassica oleracea var. oleracea, 830 nucleotides. Its product is annotated as transcription factor bHLH100. The record is from RefSeq and is a predicted model, not a curated record. Gene Ontology annotation, biological process: regulation of transcription by RNA polymerase II. Gene Ontology annotation, molecular function: DNA-binding transcription factor activity, RNA polymerase II-specific; RNA polymerase II transcription regulatory region sequence-specific DNA binding; protein dimerization activity. Gene Ontology annotation, cellular component: RNA polymerase II transcription regulator complex. The coding region runs from base 71 to 778 and encodes 235 amino acids. The transcript is spliced from 2 exons. NCBI's taxonomy places the organism in Eukaryota, Viridiplantae, Streptophyta, Magnoliopsida, Brassicales, Brassicaceae.